Adelges cooleyi (spruce gall adelgid) is the source of this 3422-nucleotide messenger RNA. RefSeq names its product facilitated trehalose transporter Tret1-like. Bases 288 to 1859 code for a protein of 523 amino acids. Gene Ontology annotation, cellular component: membrane. The transcript has 8 exons. NCBI's taxonomy places the organism in Eukaryota, Metazoa, Arthropoda, Insecta, Hemiptera, Adelgidae. Gene Ontology annotation, biological process: transmembrane transport. Gene Ontology annotation, molecular function: transmembrane transporter activity. The record is from RefSeq and is a predicted model, not a curated record.
AACGUACCAGCUCAGUCUUCUGUGACAUCUAACCACAUAAUGCGAUCUUUUUUUAUUUUUACGACAUAGUUUUAUAGAUUUCGUUAAAAUUGAAAUAAAAUAAAAUAAUUUUUUGAAUACUUACAGUAUGUUGUCUUUAAUACUUUUGACUUUGCACUUAAUAAUUUUAUUGUUUUAGCUUCGACACAAAAGUAAUACUUUCUUUGCUGUAGAGUGGUAUUUUUUCGAGAUAUUUCUUCUUAGAAUCUUCUUGUAUGUAAUAUCAUUCUUGAGGUAAUCGAUAUCAAAUGGAUAAAGGACACAAGAGUAUUUCCGAGAAUACUAUCGCCAAGAGAGAUAAAUAUGGAAAUUCAAGUACUAUACAUGAAUAUAGUGAUAUAAAUUUAUCAAAUUAUUUGGACAACGAUGAAAAGUGUGAUGAACAAUACUUCAUUAAAGAAGACAUACAUCAGACAGAAAUUUUACAAUUAUCAUGGAACGAUUUAUAUCCCCAGGUAUUAGCUAGUGUUGUAGUAUUCUUGUUGAUCCUCCAAUCUGGUGUUAAUAUGGCAUACUCAAAUGUUAUAUUACAUAGCUUUCCGAACAUGAACAAAUCACAGUAUUCGUGGCUAACCAGCAUUGUGCCCUUGUGUACGCCCCUGGGGUCGAUUCUAGUUGGCCCAAUCAUGGAAAGAUUUGGCCGGAAAAAUGCUUGUCUCUGCACAUGUCUGCCGCUUUUAGUUUCCUGGCUGCUUGCCGUGGGCAUGACGUUCGACAACAUAGUUUGGUUUUAUGUGUCCAGAAUAUGCGCGGGUAUUGGUUGCGGUAUGGCAACAGUGGUUAUAGUAUACGUGUCGGAAAUCGCUCAUCCCACGUACAAGUCAUUCCUGUUGUCUUUGAAUAGUGUGUUUUUCUCGACCGGCGUAUUACUUUCUACCGUGUUAAUCAACUUCCUCGACUGGAAAGCCAUCACCAGCACGUUUGCCUUGUUUACCGUGGCUAUUAUGGCGUUGACAGUGAUAUGCGUGCCGGAAAGCCCGGCGUGGAUAUUCAAGUUCAAAGGUCCGGAGUACGAGAUCAAAGGGAAAAGGGCGAUAAAACAGAUUUAUCCUCACAACAAUCGAUUAUUCAAUGCCGAAUGGAACCUCCUAAACGAGAUGACCGCCGAUGAAAACAACUACGCAAUAGACAAGUCUAAGCAGACGUUUUUCCGAACACUGCGGACCAGCCAGGCCGCUUACAAGCCAGUGAUCAUAUUGAUCGUUCUGUUGACCCUGCAACAGUGCAGCGGCGCGUACAUGAUCAUAUCGUACGCGCUGCCAGUGUUCCAGUUGAUCGUGCCGGGCGGAUCGGCCAACGAACUGGAAGCACUGGCGCUGUUGGGUAUCAUCAGGUUCGUCGGCGGCAUCGUCACGUCGUUGUUGUCGUUUUACUUCGGUCGCAGACCUCUCAUGGUGGUUUCGUGUUUGGGCAUGGCUCUGUCGUCGGCUACGGUGACAUUGACGGUUGGCUCGCAACAGACGCCGAUCGGCUCAGAUCAGAUCGGGUUGACUGGCUUGUCCGUUCCGUUAGUCGGCGUCAUGGUGUUCGUGCUGAGCAGUUCGAUUGGCGUGCUCGUGUUCCCUUGGACGCUGACCAGCGAAUUGCUCCCCACAUCUAUCAGGGCCGUCGGCAGCAGCUCAUUAGUGUCUUACGGUUGUCUGUCCAUGUUCUUUACACUUCGCGCGUUUCCGUAUUUAUUAACAUCGCUUGGCGUGGCCAUCACGUUUGUCGGUUUCGGGUUGGUAUCGCUGAUAUUGGCCGUUUUUGUGUUGUUGUUUGUACCAGAAUCGAAUGGAAAAACUUUUGAACAGAUCGAAGAGUACUUUCUGAGGAAAUAAAGGUCGCCUAUUAUUAUUAAUUUCAACAGAAUAGUCAGGAGUCAAAAAGUCGAAAUAGUCAAUCUAAAACUUUUUUAUUAAUUUCAGUUGUUUUUGUUUUGUUUGUCUCUUCUAUAUUUGUAUUGCUCUUAUUUUUUUUAUUUUUCGUUAUUUUACACUAAUACUAAUGAAUAAUGGUUUUAUUUCUACUUUGAGUCGUCGAAACCCUAAACUCAGUGUUAUGUUAAAUACACGUCUUUUAAAUACCUAAAGCUAAGGCCCCACUGAGAGCGAUUUGCGUUUUUGCGAUAGCGUGUAGCGUGUUGGCGAUUUAGCGAUUUUAGCUACACGCGCGAGAAUCGCUGAAAAAACAAAAUUGUUUGAUUUUCGGCGAUUAAUCGCUGUUAAAAUGGUAUCAUCGUCGGUUAUGUCAGAACAAAUUGCUGCUGCUGUAUACCUACAAGAACCAUAUAUGGAAUCCGAGACACCCAGACCACAGAAAUCGAAACAAAGUCCUGAGGUGUUGUAGGUCUGUUAUAGGACAAAACCUUAAAAUUGAUAAAAUUGAUGGUAAUUUAAUUAUUUAAUGUUAUAUAUUUAUGUUUAUUAAAUUAGUUAUUAUGAAUUAUAUGUUUUAAUACUAGUAAUAAAAUAAAUACAAAUAGAGCUUGGAUGUUAAUGACCUAAAAUGCAUUUGAAAAUGAAUGUAGAAAUGAACACGCGCGACAUAAAAAAACGCUAAAGUGUCCCCACCAAAAUCGCUGGUGGACAUCUGGCUUGUAAAAUUGCGGAAUCGCUUUCAGUUGGGCCUUAGCUUAAUGCAUUUCGUCGUAUCGUCGUGUUCAGCCUACUUUGUUCGUUUGUAAUUUUUAAUUACAUUUUUUCUUUUGAUAAAAUAUUAUUAGUUUUGUACAUGAACUAAAUUAGAGUAUGCAAGGAACGCAAUUACAUUUAUCUAUUUUUUAAAUACUACCGUCUACCGUGUUUGAGUUUUAAUACUGCUGUUGAACAUUUAUUAUCAGUAUUUAUUAUAAGAUAUAUAUAUUGGUACUUCUAAAAGUUCCUAUUUAGAUUAAUAUUGAUUAAAUGGACGCCGAGUUCAUUAUUGUUACAUAAUAUGUAUUAUAUACACUUAAAGAAAUUACAACAAUUAUUAUUAAUAGGAUAUCAAUUAUAUAGAGUCUAUAUCACGAUGACUUGACGUUAAUAUGAAAGUCACGAUCAGACCAUCAUGAUAUGCUCUUUAUUAUAUUGGGCUAUAGCUUUUUAAUAACUUGUUUUUAUUGUCUAAAGAUAAUAUGUAAAUAUAUAUAGUAUAUUAUUUAAGUAACCUAUAAUCAAAUCUUAUUAUAUUUGAAUUAUUAAUGAUUUUACUCUAAAUAAUUAAUUUGAAUAAAUUUGGUUUUAUAUAAUUAUAUUUCAUCCAUCAACUGAGCAUUGUAAAAUUGUUUAAAUUUAUCGGCUGUACAUUAGUGAUAUCGAAUCUCGCUCGAAAUAGUUUUAAACAUUGCUUGAUAUAUUUCAAUAUUGUUUAUCGCGUGUUUUUUCACCCAAUACAAAAUGCUCUCUGUCUUUUUCUUUUAU